GCUGAGAUCAUUGACGUGCUGAGAUCGUUUUCGUGAAUGCGUUGUUUAUAUCAUUAAUAAAACAACGUUUUGCGAGUUAACAAUACAUUUCAUAAAAUGAAAUGAUUUCACAGUAUUAAUUUACAAGUGUAGUGUGUGAAAAUACUGUCGAAAAUGUAAUCGUAUAUAGUGGACAUAAUUUUCGGUGUUAACGAUUUUUCUUUGCAAUUAUUUGUAUGUACUUGAGGGUUUAUCUUAUCGUAUAUAGAAAAUUUUAUCUACGGUGUAUUAGUUUUUUUUAUCAUCGUUUAGUGUAAGGGGGAAUUUAUUAGAAGAAAUGGAUAAUUUAAAGUUUUACUUUGUCACCUGGAAUGUGGCGACACGAUCGCCAGGGCAGGACCUCAAUGCCCUGCUUGACUUCCCUUCUCAGUUCAACAAGAACAAACCUCUGCCGGACUUCUAUGCCAUUGGGCUACAGGAAGUAAAGUCGCAGCCACAGAAUAUGUUAAUGGAUUCGCUUUUCACCGACGCGUGGACGUCAACCUUUAACAAGAUACUCUGCAGACAAGGGUAUAUCAUUGCGAAGAGCACCAGGCUCCAAGGAAUCUUACUACUCAUCUACACUCAGAUGAAACAUGUUACGCAUCUGAGGGACAUUGAGGCACAGUACACGAAAACUGGAUUAGGUGGGAUGUGGGGCAACAAGGGCGCUGUCAGCAUACGGUUUAACAUCUACGGAUGUUCCGUAUGUAUAGUGAAUUGCCAUUUGACAGCGCACGAGCAUCUCCUAGCUGACCGCGUGAACGACUACAACACGAUCAUAAAACAACACGUGUACCAUGUCAACGAGACAUCAAACAUACUCUAUCACGAGUGAGUAUUUUGUUUGUUUUAUUGCGAAGUC
Molecule: messenger RNA, 883 nt
Organism: Manduca sexta (tobacco hornworm)
Lineage: Eukaryota; Metazoa; Arthropoda; Insecta; Lepidoptera; Sphingidae
Product: phosphatidylinositol 4,5-bisphosphate 5-phosphatase A-like
Exons: 4
Coding region: 317-856 (179 amino acids)
Biological process (GO): phosphatidylinositol dephosphorylation
Cellular component (GO): cytoplasm; ruffle; plasma membrane
Molecular function (GO): phosphatidylinositol-4,5-bisphosphate 5-phosphatase activity
Source: RefSeq, a predicted model, not a curated record